UUAUCUAGGGAGAGUGGGAUUGCUUGUGGCGACGUUAUGGAAAGGUACAGUGGGACCCAGGCAAUGGAGGGGCUUCCGGUGGAUCCGGUGGCGGAAUGGGCGGCGCCCGAGCCCAUGUGGCAGUUGGGUCUAGGUGGAGGGCCCGAAUCGUACCCUGUGAGGCCCGAUGCACCCGAUUGUAUCUAUUUCAUGAGAACAGGGUUUUGUGGGUAUGGCAGUCGGUGUCGGUUUAAUCAUCCCCGUGACCGUAAUUUGGCAAUGGGAUCUUUAAGAACGAGUGGAGGUGAUUAUCCUGAGCGCAUGGGCCAACCUGUUUGUCAGAAUUACAAAAUCGGUGUGCUAAUCUUGUACUACACGCGGACAGGUAUGUGUAAAUUUGGCUCUACAUGCAAAUAUCACCAUCCAAAGUAUGGAGUUGGAUCUUCAGCUCCUAUCAUGCUCAACUUCUCUGGAUAUCCAUCAAGACCGGUACCUGCUAAUCCUGGGGCCUCUUCAAGUUUACAACCACCAACUGUUGGUGCUGGCCAAAUUUACGGGAUAACACAGUUGUCUUCUUCAUCGGCUGCUUACACUGGCCCGUAUGUCCCCAUUACCUCGACUAUCGACCAAUCAAGCAGCAGUCAAAAUGUACAAUCAUUCCCAGAAAGACCCGGUCAACCCGAAUGUCAGUAUUACUUGAGGACUGGUGACUGUAAAUUUGGGUCCACAUGUAAAUAUCAUCAUCCACGCGAGUGGACUGCACCAACAAUUAAUUUUUCACCUACUCCUGUUGGUCUCCCAUUACGCCCAGGCAUGCCAAUUUGUUCGCACUAUGCGCAAAGCGGAAUGUGCAGAUAUGGGCCGUCGUGCAGAUUUGAUCACCCAAUGGGAACUAUGACUUACAGCCCGUCUGCAUCAUCUCUCACGGAUAUACCCGUGGCUCCUUACCCUGUGGGGUUCACUAGUGCAGCAUUGGCUCCUUCAUCAUCCUCAUUGGACUUGAAGCCCGAAACUCUUUCUGGGCUCAACAAAGACCUUGUCCCAUCUCAAAUAUCCGAUGUGAAUAGCUCAAGUACCUCGGUUGGCUCAAUUCUAUCAAAACCCGGGCCUGCACCCCAAUCUGGUGCUCAGCAUUCCGGGCCUGCAUCUGCCUCUGCCUCUGCCUCUGCCUCAUCAAGUUAAGAGUUUUUGUUCGCCUUGACUAGAAUAUCUCGGCCGUUUAUAUCAACUGCGAGCAUUCUUGAAAAGAAUAAGCUGUCUCAUUUUUGCAUUAUUAUAAGCCAUUGAAUAUUGCAAACACAACUAAUAUCUCUACCAAAUUACAUUAAAAAGUUUUGAUUUUUUUUUUGUCUAUUUUUGUACUUUCUUUUCUUGGCGCCUCACUUUGUCAUUCUCAAUGCCGG
Molecule: messenger RNA, 1382 nt
Organism: Striga asiatica
Lineage: Eukaryota; Viridiplantae; Streptophyta; Magnoliopsida; Lamiales; Orobanchaceae
Source: the annotation of a GenBank genome assembly